AUGUGCUACCAAGUCGUCGAAUUAUAUAGUGCCUGCAAGUGCUUGUACUAUAAACACCCCCUCGAUCGUUGUGUCGCCUAUGGCAAGAAGGGCCACUACACCGAACAACGUACCAUCUAUGUCGGCUACGCUUGUCGAAUUCAUAGCCAAUCCCAAUCAGAUGGUCUCCCAAUCGACAACAGAGGUCACACGCCAGUCAAGGAUGUGCCAAUUUCAACCCCGAGGUCUAUCCCAAUGCCCACGGAUAUCCAUACUGAAGUCGCAAGUAACCCAAUUGACAAAGGCAAUGCUGAACCGUCCAAGAAUCGCUCAAUUACAGAUUUUGAGCCCGUUCCAGAAACGACUGCUGCGGCGACAAAUACCGAUGUCCUCCAGGAGCUGGUCUGCGAUCUUCUGGUCCACAACAACAACCGUCAUCUUUGGCCGCAAAUAGUGGAGCUUGCUGGUGAUCAAGCUCAGGUUAUCUUGAAGGAGUUUAUGGAACAGUUUGCUCAAGAUGUAGAUAAGAAGGUUUUAAGGACGAGAAUUACAGUCCAAGGUUUAAGCAAGGCGGCCUCAAAAACGAAAAUCAGACGUGCGAGCAGAUAUAUUCUGCAGCAAGCAUCCGAUCUCGCCGCUCGAAUCGAAAGGGCCAGUCUUGCCUCGUGCUCCAAUACAGUCGUCUCCAUGGAUGAAGCUGCUCAGAACGAGGAUGAUAUAAAGGAGAGGACCGGAACCGUUGAAUUGGGCUUUCCCCAGUAUCGUUACAUCCAUCGGUUGGUGUUUGAGAAAGGACCAAAUUCGAAUGAGAGCCAGGAACCAAUCCUCAAUCUUGAGAACAACUUGCGAGAGUGGGUGCUGCAAAAACGUCCCCCGGUUAAUCAGGCGACCAGAAUCUACCAAAGCAUUGCCAAUCACUGUGGCCGUAUUGUAUCCGACAAAUAUGUUGAAAUGAGUCCCGGCUCACUGGCAAAAUUCAAAGCAGAGUUGGAGGCGUAUGGAAGACCACCAAACGCUUGUCAAGAUCAGGACAACAACGUGCCGGUUUCUACCACAGGGUCCGUAAGAAUGGUCAGCGGUGUGCUUUCGGGUCUGUGGAAGCAACUCAGGCGCCCUAAGAACACACCAAUUGAUCGACUUCCCUCCCAUCAUGCUGGCGGCAUCGUUCUAGAAGAAUUUGGUUGUCCGGCCCAGCCUCAACGUCCACAGGGGGAUCAUGCUUAUCUCCUUCUAUGCCUCCCAUUCAUGAGAUUGGCGGUAAAAUUACGCCAGGAUGAGGUCUGUCGCCUCAAUUCUGACCGCGAUUUCUUCUCCUUCUUGCGCUCGUCGUACGAGGCAGCCCGACAAAGGAAGGCUUGGCCAUGGAUGCGGCGGGUCAGCACCAUCGAUUUUACGAGAUUUGAAGUAUUCGACAAUAAUCUAGUAAAUAUCCAGCACAAACCUUCACUACCUACAGGACAAUACCUACAACAAUAUAACUUUGAGCCACUGGAGGCAGACGUUAUUCCACCCAUCGGACCAAACUUGAUGAUGCACUAUUUCGAGCAUCCGGACCACGCGGAUGUGAUUCCAAUUCUGUUCAAAAGAAUCCCAAAGAAGCUAGGCGAAAAGCUGUCAGCUUGCCCCGUCAAGAAAAGCUCUGUCGGAUGGGGCUUGCACCUCGUUGAGGGAGCUGACCCUUUUAAGAUAUUCUGCUUCGGGCUGGGCGCUUUCGCCAUUGCCCUUGUUGUGGCCCUUGCGUGGUCUAUCAUCAAGAGCGAUGUCCAGGGUGGUUUUGCCAUUUCUGUUUUUGUACUCAGCUUGUUACUCUUUGUCGGCAAUGCGGGUAGGACUAUCAUGGCGUGA
Messenger RNA from Clonostachys solani, 1824 nucleotides. Lineage: Eukaryota; Fungi; Ascomycota; Sordariomycetes; Hypocreales; Bionectriaceae. The record is from the annotation of a GenBank genome assembly.